CUAGUGCUCUGCCCCUGCCCUGCCUUUUUCCCGCAGUUUCACACGUCUUUCUUACAUUCCCAUUUUUCAUUCUCUUCACUUUGCAAUUUGCAUGCAUUCCUUCUUAUUUCAUUUAUCCCACCAAUCCUCUGUCACGGCGGAGACCUCUUCCCCUCGGUAGCCUCUCCUCCGACCUGUCACCACCACCACCACCGACAACUACUCUGCACAUCACCAUCAGCUUCCAUAUACAGUGUUUUCUCGAUUUUACCGCUCUAUCCGUAUCCUUUGUGGUUUCUUCUAUGAAACAGGGAUUUAUGACAAUGGGCAAAGUCAACAAAUCUGCAGAAAAUACAGUAGCUGAUUAAGGGUAUGGCGUUUCUGUUACUGUUAGGAUUAAUGUGAAGUACGUGAGAGAGGAAUGGGUUCGAGGGAGUGCAUGAAUGGGCUCUGCAGGGCUAAUUUGACAGUUCAGUGUAAGAAAGGCUGGCCGCUGCGCUCUGGUGAACUUUCCACGCUCUGUAGUACAUGCGGGACUGCUUAUGAACAACUAGUCUUCUGUGACAUGUUCCACUUGAAUGCCACGGGUUGGAGGGAGUGCAGUUCUUGUGGCAAGCAUCUUCACUGUGGAUGUAUUGCUUCCAGCUCUUGGAUUGAACUAUUAGAGAGUGGCGGUGUAUGCUGCAUCAACUGUGUGAAAAGUUCACAGAUUGAAAUGGUGCCAAUUCAAGAAAAAGAUAAAAGAUGUGGUACUGCAACUAGUGGGGGUGAAGAGAUGUCAAUGUCAGGGGGAUGUGACACCCAGAAACCAAUAAAUAUGGUGUUGGAUGAUGAUCCUGGAAACAUUGCUCAUAAACCUUCUUUUCCAUCCCAAAAUGAUACUAGAUGCAAGACACCCUCCCAACUAAAAUUAGAAGACAUUUUUCAUCCCACAGGAGAAUCUGGAAGCAUGCUUCCAACAAGCUGUAACCAAGAAUUAUUUGAUUCGCCUCAACACCCCUUAUAUCAGUAUUAUAACGGAGUGCCUGGAUCACCAGUUCAAACAAACUUAAGUAUAUCACUGUGUGCCCGUUUAGGCAAUAAAAGUACCAUUGGUACUGGUGGGACAUUACUCGAUGAAAGGAAAUUGGGAAAGUUGAUAUCUUCCAAUGUACAAGGGCCUGGCCAUCUUUUACCCAAUCCACCAAAAUAUAUCAUUGCUGCUGGAUUGGAGACAACUAGUGGCAUGGUCCCACAAAUACCUGUUGCCAGGCUUCCUGUUGAAGGAAGGAUAAAGAAUCAGAUGCUUCCACGUUACUGGCCCAGGAUAACUGAUCAGGAAUUGCAGCAAAUUUCUGGACACUCAAAUUCCACGAUUAUACCAUUGUUUGAGAAGGUCUUGAGUGCUAGUGAUGCAGGUCGAAUUGGGCGUUUGGUACUUCCAAAGGCGUGUGCUGAAGCAUAUCUUCCACCGAUUUCACAACCAGAAGGCCUCCCUCUAAAGAUUCAGGAUAUAAAUGGAAAGGAGUGGGUGUUCCAGUUCCGGUUUUGGCCAAACAAUAAUAGCAGGAUGUAUGUUUUGGAGGGUGUAACCCCCUGCAUACAAUCCAUGCAAUUACAAGCUGGAGAUACUGUAAUUUUCAGUCGUAUGGAUCCAGAAGGAAAGCUUUUGAUGGGGUUCAGAAAAGCAUCAAGUGCCAUCCCAGCUCAGGAUGCCAACUUAGGCGUCAUGCCUUGUGGCAUCUCUUCAAGUGAAACUGUCUUCUCAGCUGUCACGGAGAAUGUACCCUCAAUGAGUGGCUAUUCUGGCUUGCUACAAUCUUCCAGUGGAAGCAGAGAUGUUUUUCCGAAUGCAUCUUAUAAACAUUUGUAUGGUGGUGAUAUGAACUGGGACUUCAAUGAGAAGGUUGGGAAAAACAAUGGGGACGGUCCACAUUCCUUAUCUCUCAUCACUCCGGGACGCAAAAGAAGCCGAAAUGUAGGUUCAAAAAGUAAGAGGCUGCUUAUUAAUAGGCAAGAUGCUUUUGAGUUGAAGCUUUCAUGGGAAGAGAUACAAGAUAUGCUCCGUCCACCACUUAGGGCCAGACUCACUACUGUUAACAUCGAGGACCACGAAUUCGAAGAAUAUGAAGAACCACCUGUUUUUGCAAAGAGAAGCAUUUUUACAGUUCGCUUAUCUGGGGAUCAGGAACAAUGGGCUCAAUGUGAUAACUGCUUGAAAUGGAGAAGGCUGCCUGCUGAUUAUCUUCUACCGCCUCAGUGGACAUGUCAGGAAAACAUUUGGGAUCUUUGCAGGUGUUCAUGUUCUGCAUCAGAUGAGUUAGCACCCCAGGAGCUUGAGUUCCUUCUUAAAUCGGACAUAGAGAGGAACAAACAAAGAACUGAAAUGAACCACAAGACAGUAAACGCAAGGGGUCCUUCAGAUGGUAGAGUUGAUGAGCAGGAGCUGGUGUCCACCUCAGUAGCAACAACUACAAGACACCCUAGGCAUCGCCCUGGCUGCUCUUGCAUUGUCUGCAUCCAGCCUCCUAGUGGAAAGGGAAAGCACCAGCCUUCCUGUAUGUGCAACGUUUGCCUGACUGUCAAACGCCGUUUCAAGACACUAAUGAUGCGCAAAAAGAAACGCCAAUCAGAACGGGAAGCUGAACUUGCUCAGAUGAAUCGUUUUUUAUGGGGUCCAGCCAAGCAGGAGGAGAUGGCAGAAGUGGAGGAUGGUAUUUUUCUUGGACGGGCCAAAUCACAACUCCGUCUUGCAGACAAAGAAAAAAGAUAUGGGAGCGACUUGCAACCACUCAGCCAAAGCAGUGACAUGUUUGUCAAGACUUGUGAACCGUUGUUAGACUUGAACUUUCACCCAGAUAGAGAAGCUGCUGCAGGCUCAUCAUCAUCGUCGUCAUCACGUAUUAGCAUGUUGUGCCUUCUUCAACAAGCCAGUUUGCCUCUCCAUAAUUAUCUGAAGCAGAAUGGGCUAACUAGCCUGGCUUCUGAACAGCAAGGAACCGCUGGAUCACAUGUGGUUCCCCAAGAUGGGCAAGAGAUUGAGGUACAAGUUCCCGAGGAUCAGUGCAUUAAUAAUAGCACUGCCAUUCAGGAACACGACCGUAAUGACCUUUCUGGACGAAAUGAAUAUGCAAAAGUGCCUUGAUGAAGAAGAAAUAGCCCUUUUACCAAAAAGAAGAAAUAAAACUAUCUUCUGAAUAUUAUACAUAUAAUUUUGCCAGCGUCACUGCAUUGCGAAUGUGUCUUUUCCCUUUACAUAUAAAAUAGCUUGAUAAGCUUAAUUUUGCCAUGUAGUUGGAUUGUCACACAGUUUGCACCUUUGAAUUGCUAUAUAUGUAUCUAAGAUAUACUAUCAAAAGGUGGUUUGUAAAUUUGUAAUGAAAAUUUACACAUGAAAGGUUUGGGUUUUAGUGAAACAUCACUAAACCAGGAAAACCACAAUCUUGUUUCUGAAAAA
Cuscuta epithymum is the source of this 3415-nucleotide messenger RNA. The record is from the annotation of a GenBank genome assembly. Lineage: Eukaryota; Viridiplantae; Streptophyta; Magnoliopsida; Solanales; Convolvulaceae.